AUGGAUCGGGGGCGCGCGGCGGCGGCGCUGUUCGCGCUGGCCGCGUGCGUCGCGUGCUCUUCAGCAGGUCCAACGGAAGGAUGUUACUACAACUUUCAGCACUACGGUGAAGGCGAUCGAAUAAUGACGAACGAGCCCUGUCUCAACUGCACGUGUCACAAUCGAAUGUUAAUGUGCUACCUCAGAGUGUGCCCAUUUACAAAAGCAAUUGGCCAGGAUUGUACAGUGGAGAAACGAGCUGACCAAUGCUGUCCUAUCGUGACAUGCCCUGAUGUUCCAGUUGACCUACUCACUUCUACUUCGACCUCAUCUCCUGCUGAAUAUGGACCAACUGGAAUGGGGAAAUUAGAUAAAUAUGGCUGCAGUAUAAACGGAAAAUACUUCCCCGAAGGGUCAAAAGUUCCACCAUCACCGAAUAAGCCAUGUGAACACUGCUACUGCAUUCGCAAUAUGACAACUUGUGUUAUGCAAGAAUGUACACUCCACGUCGACGGUUGCACACCAAUUUAUCAUAAGGACGUCUGUUGUCCAGUGCGAUAUUCCUGUGAUCAUACAGAAGACGAAAUUCCUCUGUUAGAUGAUAUGACCACGACAGUUCGCCCAACUCCUGGCUUCCUCUUGACAACCACAACAAUGAUGCCCGUUACACAAAUGACACAAGAUUGUAUACACGAUGAACAAAUAUUCCCAGAUGGAGCUUCCAUUAAAACCGAUAAGGCUUGUGAACAUUGUUACUGUAUGAAAGGAGAUAUUGUAUGUGUUGUACAAGAAUGUGGAACACCUAUGGAAAACGAAGGCAAGAAUUGUACAUCACUGCCACCCCGUCAUGGUCAAUGCUGUCCAGAUACAUAUAUAUGUGAAGGUGAUGAGCCCAGUUUAGAUAUAACUACAGAAGUAACCGAUUUGACAUCCGCACCUCCAAGAAGAGUUGGAGUUGAAGGUAGUGGUUAUAGAAACGAACCCGAUGAACUAUACACAGAAAGAGGUCCUUUUGAAAAUGAAGUCGAAGGUAGUGGAGAUACAUCGGAAACAGACAUGCCAUCUAAAAUUUCUCCCGAUCCAAGAGAUGAAUUAUUAUUGAGUACGACUGAAAAAGAAGUUAACCUCAGCGAGACUACGGAAGCAGAUAAAGGAUUUAAUACAAUACCUGACACUAUUUCUGAAAAUGAACCAGUAGUGACUGUUGACCAGGAUUCAUAUGCGCCAUCCACAGAAUCAACGAUAACCGAUGUUAAAGCAACCGUCGAUGAAGAAUUAGAACCGUCCCAGGAUGUAACGCCUAUGGAGGAAGAUGAAAAAUUCACAACUGAAUCUUCUUUCCAUUCUCACGAAAUUGACGAUAUUGUACCCACCGAUAUUUCGAAACAAAAGGAAACUCCAACUUAUACUCCCGAAUCAACAACACUAAAGGAGGAACCCUUACAAAGUUCAGCAACGGAGACUACAGAAUUAAAGAAAGAAACUGAACAAAUACCUAUUUCUACGGAGAGUGUUUCACUUAAUGAUAUUGUUACAACAGAAAAUGUUAUAAUUUCUGUAACCGAAGAAGAUGCUUCUGAAGCAGUAACAUCUUCAGAUAGCAAAAUUAAUAACGAACCUGAACUGACGACCAAUCUUGUCAGUAGUGUCACUGAACAAAAUGAACCAAAUGUAGAAAUGUCAACAUUGAAAGAAAUGAAUAUUGUAAAAGAUAUCACCACAGUAAGUGACAUCAAAGAAAUUCCUGAAACAACUUCCUUUAAUCCUGUCGAUAAUGAAGUUGAUUACAUUCCGGCUAGAAUUCCUGGAGAAGGUGAUUGUUUGUUGAACGGAAUAACUUACGGUAAUAAUUCAGCAGUUCCAAGUACAAAUAAUUGCCAUUCAGGCUGCAGAUGUGUAAGCAGUAUUAUUAAAUGCGAUCCAAUCAUAUGUAGUCCUCCUCCGGAAUAUAUGGAAAAUAUGAAUGAUUGCCAAACUAGUUACGAUACGCCUGAUGCAUGCUGUCCCACUUAUGUCUGCAAUGCUAAAGAAACGAGCCUCCCACAAUCCCACAGUCACACAUCUGUCACGGAAAGUUCAAAACCUGCUGUUGCUGAUGAAUGUAACGGUAGUGAAUGCAACUUUAAUGGAGAGAAACAACCAUCGCAAACUAUCUGUGUAUCAGGUAAUUGUGAGAGUGGAUCUAAGCAAAGUGAUUGUGGUACUAAUGGUUGCCAAGACCAACCACUUCCAUCACAACUACCUGAAGAUUGUUCCGGAGAAAAAUGCUCUGUAUCACCAAUUACUUCAUGUGAAGGAGAAAAUUGUGAGGCAUCGGAUAAAACAGAAGAAGAUAUUAAUAAAAAGACCCCAAUUGAAUCUCCCAUUAUACCUAUUUGUACUAAUGAACAUGGGUGUGAAACAACACCGACGGAAGAGAAGUGCAACGAAGAAUCUUGUAGACGAAAAGAAAGCUCUGAGACUGAAACAAAAGUUCCAGUGGAAUGUUCAGGUUCUGACUGUAAGAUUAGGAAUGAACAAAAUGUACCAGAUGUCGAACUACCAAAUGCACCAUCCACAGAUGGAAUAUUAAAUGAAAAAACUACUGAAACAAUUAUAAGUGAACUUGUUACUCAAAAUAUUUUGACAUCAGAAAAGGAAAUAAUGAGUGAAUCAUCUACAGAAUUACCAACAGAGUUACCACCAAUUAAGAUUUAUCCAUCAGAGUCAUCCAGUUCAAAGACAAGCGAAGAAACAACAGAAGUGCCAAUAAAAUCGGUUACGGAAAUUGAACCAAAUAUGCCUACCGAUGUAGAUAUGCAAAAUGAAAUGGAUAUAUUGAAGGAAAAGACGGAUAAAUCAGAACCAUCUCCCAUCGAUUUCGUACCAACAUCUGUUGCAACCGAAAAUACAAACAUUUCAGAUGAAGAAUCUUCUACAGAAAAAGUAAGUGAAACGAAACCUACCAAUAUGGAAGAAAUAGAAGCUGUUACUGAAAAUAGGUUAAAGGAUGAUACAGUUAUAAAUAAAGAUGUUUCACCUCAAGAUUAUACAACAGAAGCUGCACAAACAAGUACUGCACAGCCUGCAGUAUUGGACACCAAACAAGAUGAAACCUUUACUAAAUUACCGAUAGGUAAAGAUGAUGAUAUCGAACAACAUGAAACGGAAGCACCUAAAGAAAUUGAAGUCAAAGUAACAACGGAAAUCGAAUAUCAACAACCGACAACAGAAAAACAAGAAAAAGUAGAUAUAUUAUCUCAAACAACUUUGAUACAAGAAUCGAUUACUACUGAAUUACCUGAACCACUUGUAACUGUAAGUGUGACAGGAGAUGUAAGUAAAACAAUGGCGGGAUCAGAAGAUGAUACAACGCAAUAUAAUCAAUACGAUAAAACUGAAAAGAUCUCAUCUCCAGCCGUUGAUACUACAGAUUCCCCAAGGCCAUCCAAGACAGAACAAGAUGCUACUGAAAUAGAAUCAAGUACUGUCUAUGAAAAAGAGUUUACUGUAAAACAUGAUACCUAUACUGAAUUACCAGAAAUCACAGUAACCAAUUUGGAUACUAAAGUUGAUUCGGAUUCAUUACAAACCACUUCAUUAGAAGAAUCAGAGGAUAAAGAUAAGGAAUUUAGCACUCCUAGUUCAGUUAUAGAAGACUCCGAACACUUGGCAACGAAUGCAGAUGUAACACAUCCAGAAGAUGAGCAUUCGGAGACUAAAUAUCAAGAAUAUCCUUCAUCAACAGAGAGUGAAUCAUUGCAACAUGAAGAUAGAAAUGAAGAUUUGAACAAGGAAGUAACAGAAAAACAGGUUACUGAAACAAAACAUGAAAUACCCUCAAAGCAGCCACAAGAAGAAAGUGAAAACACAAAACUUGAGGUAUCUACCGAAGCAAUUGUAGAAAAUGACAUGGAGCCUAUUGGAGACUUACAAACUGACUCUCCAAUUACGAAUAAGGAAUCAACGACAAAUCUAAUUAAAGAUGCUUCCGUCACAGAGUCUUCCCAUUAUGACACCUCUGAUUCAGAAAUUGAAAGUGGAGAUAAAUAUUCAGAAUUGAACACCACGCCUCAAGAUGUUUCUGUUGAAAAAGAAACUCCUGCAGUUCCUGUUGUGAGUGAAGCAAGUGAUAAUGAAUCUUAUGAAACUGACAAAAACAUAGUAAAACAUACAUCACCGUCAUCAGAUGAAUCUUCUACUAUUGAAAAUACACAGUAUUCCGAUAUUGGAAAAAGUGAAGAACCAACGACUUCAUUGCCAAAAGAAAUAACAGAAGAAAGCUAUCCAUCUAUAGAUAUCGACUCACACACUCCAAUAAAAACAGAUGAUAUGAAAGAACAAUCUCCUGAACAUCAAAUACCCGAAAAGCCCAUGGAUAGAGAUGGUGAAGCAAUGGCUACUAUAACAACGACACUCCCACCAUUUACCAAUACUUAUGAUGUUCCUUCAUCUCACUCUCCAAAUGAUAUUACCAGCGAUGAAGAAAAAGUAACUUCAAGUUCCCACGCGGAUGAAAAAGAUGAAUCAGAAACAUCUAUAACUAGCUCUGAUGAACAUGUGUCCGAAAAAACAGAGCAAAGUGUGCAAGAUUUCACUCCUACGACAAUAAACAAUAAUCAAAUAUCUGAAGUCAUAACCGAAAAAAUUCAUACAGAACCACAAGAAUAUGCAACAGAGAAAUCUAGAGACGAAGAAGGUAUAAGCGAGAAACCUGAUGAAGAUAUUAAUAAAGAUGAAAAUGCUUUCGAUGGCUCUAAAAAGGAACAUAGUACAGAACUACCAUAUUCCCAAACGACUUCAGUCAUUUUAGAGGGAUAUUCAACAAUAUCGCUACGUGAUAAUGAAGUUUACAAAACUACCAGCAAGCCAGAAUCUGAUUCAAGCGAUAUCGAAAAGUCUGUAACAACAUUAAAUUCUUUAAUAACGGAAGGUGAAGAAGUUACUGAAAAAAUAAUCAAUGCGGAUAUGGCAGACCAAGAAUCUUCUACUGAAAUUUCUAAGGACGAUAUAUUGGAUGACAAACAUAUUCAACCAACUACAGAAAACUCUGUAGAAGUUCAAACUGAACAUGAUAUGUCCCUAAAUGCAUUUACUAAAGAUAAAGAAUUAGAAAAUGAUGAAUUGCUUACUUCUGUAAAUUAUAUGACUUCAACUCAAUCUAAAGUAACAAGCCAAUAUGAUGAAGUGACAGAAAUUUCAGUGACACCUAAAGCAGAAGUAGAAAAAGAUCAGAAAGACGAAGGAAUUAACACGGAGGAACCAAAACAAACUACUAAACCACAAUUUGAGGAUGAAGAUUCUAUCCAAGAUGAACAUAACACUAUUUCUUCGCUCACAGAAGAACAUUCUUACACUGAAUCACCCGAUAGUAACGUGAGAACUACUGAACCUGUAAUUUUGAAAGAAGAAGAUUUGCCAAUACAUCAAGAUGUACCGUCUAAAGAAACGUACACUAUAACUGACGAAAGUCAAACAGUUCCUACAAAAGUGGUAUCGGAAGAAAAAGGCAUAACCACAGAAGUUGUUCCUACAGAACAAGAAAUGAUACCAACAUAUUCAGAAAUGGAUGUGAAGGAAGGAGAAAAGGACACAAGUGAAGAAACAAAGAGCCCUGAAAUAAUGAACGUUGAAUCAGAUAAACAUCUGACAACGGAAUCUUUACCAUCGGCUGAUAUUACCGAAAAAGAAGCAUAUCCAUCCAAAGUUCCCAAUAUAGCAGAAGAACAAAGCACUUCUAGACCAGAUACUGAGAGUGUAACAAAACUGGUUGUACCUGAAACGUUCGAAACUACGGAAAAACAAUACAUAACUAAAUCUGAUGACGACGAAAUAUCCAAAAUCUCAGAAAAUCCUGAACAACAUGGUACUUCAGAAAGCGAUAUCGAAAGUGUAACUCAAUUAAUUGACACCGAACCUUCCAGUACCGAAAAGCAAUACGAGACAAAGUUAGACCAGGAAGAUGUUCCUACAGUUCCGCAAGUCAUUGAAGAACAUAGUACUUCUCGCAUUGAUACAGAAACUAUAACAGAACAAAAGUAUCCUGAACUUCCCACUACUGAAAAGCAGUCUGAUCAAGAAGAAAUUCAUGAGAUCCAAAAACCAAAUGAAGAACAAGGUACUUCCCAGAUUGGCGAUGAAACUUCAACAAAGGAAGAUGAUUCCAUAUCUUACACAACUGAGAAACAAUACGAUACUAAGACAGAAAAAGAAGAAACUGAGAAGAUCCCAGUAUUUGUAAAUGAACAAAGUACACCCCAAAGUGAUAUGGAAAGUGUAACCAAAUUCGGUGAAGCCGAACGUGAAACAACUGAGAAGCAAUAUGCAUCUGAAACAGACCAUAAAGAUUCUGAAGUAAUGGAUGAACACACAAUAUCACCAAACGAAAUUGUGACACAAUCUGAAGACUUUGUUCGAAUUACUACUGAAAAAGAAUAUGUCACAUCAGCGGAACAAGAAAUACCUAAGGUUGUAGAAGAAAAUGAAAAGCAAAGUACACCUCUAAAUGAUAAUGAAAUCGUAACGAAACCGGAAUAUACUGAAUUGGAUUCUAUUACAACUGAAAAAACACACGAAAUUAAAUUUGAUCAAGAAGAUGUGUCUAAGUCUCCUGAAAUAAUUGAAGAACACAGCACUUCUCACUUUGAUACUGAAAGUGUAACGAAACUUGAGGAUAACGACGCUUUCACAACUGAAAAGCAAUACGUAACAAAAUCUGAUCUAGGAGAAACUCCUGGUGUGAUUCAGGAACAAAUCACAGAAGCAUCCCGAAUUGGCUCUGAUACCGAGACUAAACUUGAGGAUACUGCAGCUUCUACUACUGAAAAACAAGACGUAACAAAAAUUUAUAUUGAAGACACUCCUUCUGAUAAAACAGAAGCUAAUGUUUAUGAAAAAGAUACUAUAGAAACGGAAAAAACCACUGCCUUGCCUGUUAUAGCUAUUGAUACUACUAUAAAAUCUGAUUUGGAAGGCUCCGAUUUACAAAAACCAUUAGAAGAAGUACCCGAAGUUUCACCAAAAGAUGAGUCUUCAACUAAAGGUGUUCUGGCAGAUGUAACUACAAGUACCUCAGUGUCAGAGAACAUUGAAGUUACUACUAAAUUAACCAUGCCUGUUGCAAUGAAUGUAGAUAAUGUAGAAAACUAUAGCACGGAACGAGAUUCAGAAGUAAGUUCAUUGCCAGAAGAGGUAGUAACUGUAAAGGAGCCUGAAGACAAAAUACCCAGUAAAGCACAAACGGAAGAAGAAAUCACAUACAGUGAAACAACACCAUAUUCAGUUUUAUUAGAAGAGCAUACCCAUUCGGUCCUAGAAGAUACUUCAUCUGAUGUUGUCAUUGAAGAGUUACCAACUACUGUCAGAAGCGAAAAGCAACCAGAAAGAGGAGAUCAAGUUCCUGAUACAUAUGACAACAACGAUGAAUAUGGACACUCAACGGAAAAACCGAUCGAACAAGAAGUUAUAACAGCAUCUUAUGAAAAAAUAACUAGUCCGGAUGUUGAAACAGUUACCAGUGCAGAUGUUGUAGAAAUUUCAACAAUCGCCGAAAAAGUACCACCAGUAAGUGAUGACAUGUAUGGAGACAAAAAAUAUUCGUCUCCUUUACCAGAAGAAAAAAUAACAACUUCUAUACCAACUAUUAAGGAGGAAGAACAGCACACUACAGUUUCCUCAUCUCCAGAUAAGGAAUUCACAACUUUGAGAGACAUAAUAUUUAGUUCCGAAAGGCCUGAAAUUACUGCAAGUCCAUCUAAAGAUGAAGAUAACGUAGACGUAUCGCCCUCUAGUACAAUUAAACAUCACGAGGAUUUAACAACUCAAUUACCAAUAACCGAAGAAAAAGAAAAGCCUUUCAGCCCAUCACCUAUUCCAAGUUCUUCAGAAAUGCCCGAAAUAAUUGAUGAAUCUCAUGAAGAACAUUCCCCUGAAUUACCUCCAAGUGGACCAGGUGGUUACGGUACGGAACCAGACUACGUUGAAGAAGAUCCAGCGUUUGGCCCUGGCACUUGUCGAUACGGUGGAAAAGUAUAUGUAUCAGCACAGCAAAUCCCAAGAGAUGAUCCAUGUGAUUUCUGCUUUUGCUUUAGAAGCGAUAUCAUUUGUCUUCAACAAAGCUGUCCUCCUCCUAUACAUGGUUGUCAUGAAGAACCAAUACAAGGUUUCUGUUGUCCGCGCUACGAAUGUCCUGUAUCGAUGGCAACUACAGUGAACGUAACAACAACUACUACUACAACGACUACAACAUUACCUCCACAUUUCCUUCCUCAUGCCUAUAAAGGAGCAGCUCAAAGAAGAGGAUGUCAAAUUAAAGGCCACAGUUACAAAGUAGGAGAAGUCGUCCGCGCAUCGUCAGGCCCUUGUUUACAUUGCACAUGCGGUGGAGACGGCCAAAUGAAAUGUGACCCUAAAGCUUGCACUCCUGAACCAAUGUUAAGACAAAUGAUUGCUGCAGCCGUAUCUGCUAAAAGGCGGAGAAUCAAACAAUAUCAUGUACAAAAGAGAAAGAGUUGGUUAAUCCUGGUCAUUAACUAUGAGAGCCCCUGUUCUUAUGACUCGAGGAGCCCCGGUACACCUCGGUUUCCGGCGGGUGCUCCCUCGCGGAUUCGCAAGUGUGUCCCGUGCCCCGGCCACGUGGUCGCCGCUCGCCGCUUGCCCACGGACGGUGACGACACCUCACCACUUACGCGUUCAUACUCCAUUGAUAAAUUCCCGUAA
Danaus chrysippus (African queen) is the source of this 8676-nucleotide messenger RNA. The record is from the annotation of a GenBank genome assembly. NCBI's taxonomy places the organism in Eukaryota, Metazoa, Arthropoda, Insecta, Lepidoptera, Nymphalidae.